AGUCAUGUGCUUGUCCCGUGAUCAAAUGCGGAAGUGUUGAAAAAUAUCCAUAGCGACCACAGCUCACCCUCUGUCUAUUUCAUAUCGAUUUUGCGGUUUUUAUUUGCUGUAUUUCUCAGAGAAAUGGAAGGAUAUGCCAAAACAUCACUUAGCACCACGUAUGCAGGUGCCCCGGAUUUCAGAGGGAAUGACAGUUCCCUGGUGUCUGCUCUGAAAACUCUUCUCUUCUUCACCAUCCUGAUGGUCACCCUGCCCAUAGGACUGUACUUCGCAUCAAAGGCAUACAUCUUUGAAGGUUCCCUACAGAUGUCUAACUCAGACAGUUAUUUCUAUGCUGCCAUCGUAGCUGUGCUGGCCGUACAUGUGGUUCUGGCUCUGUUCGUCUACGUGGCCUGGAACGAGGGCUCCACCAAGGACAAGGGAAAACACGACUAACCCUAACCUGGCCCUGCUGCUGGCCCAGAGAAAGCAUGGACCAAGGGAUGGAGGCCCAGCCACUUCCAGCUGCCACCCCAGCCAGGCUUCUCUCCAGGCCCACCCCAGCCAGGCUUCUCUCCAGGCCCACCCCAGCCUGGCUUCUCUCCAGCCCCCACCCCAGCCUGGCUUCUCUCCAGCCCC
Messenger RNA from Salvelinus fontinalis (brook trout), 618 nucleotides. RefSeq names its product vacuolar ATPase assembly integral membrane protein vma21-like. Lineage: Eukaryota; Metazoa; Chordata; Actinopteri; Salmoniformes; Salmonidae. The transcript is spliced from 3 exons. The record is from RefSeq and is a predicted model, not a curated record. Gene Ontology annotation, cellular component: endoplasmic reticulum membrane. Gene Ontology annotation, biological process: vacuolar proton-transporting V-type ATPase complex assembly. The coding region runs from base 124 to 435 and encodes 103 amino acids.